Messenger RNA from Yamadazyma tenuis ATCC 10573, 1457 nucleotides. RefSeq names its product methylsterol monooxygenase (gene ERG25). Gene Ontology annotation, biological process: ergosterol biosynthetic process. Gene Ontology annotation, molecular function: C-4 methylsterol oxidase activity; iron ion binding. Lineage: Eukaryota; Fungi; Ascomycota; Pichiomycetes; Serinales; Debaryomycetaceae. The record is from RefSeq and is a predicted model, not a curated record. Gene Ontology annotation, cellular component: endoplasmic reticulum membrane.
AUGGAUGUCCCUAGAGGCGUUUUUAACGAUUAUUCUUCGUUUGGAAAUGUCACCACCUUGGCUGAAGCCUUCAACAACUUCAAUCAGUUGCCCCAAUUAAGCUUUGUUGAAAAAUUAUGGGGGACAUAUUAUUAUUACAUCAAUAACGAUUUGUUCGCUACUGGAUUGUUGAUUUUCAUCAACCACGAAAUCAACUAUUUUGGAAGAUGUAUUCCCUGGAUGGUAAUCGACAACAUUCCAUUUUUCAGAAAAUGGAAGAUUCAAGAAACCAAGGUUCCUUCCAACAGAGAACAAUGGGAAUGUAUGAAAUCAGUGUUGACUUCACAUUUCUUGGUGGAAGUAUUUCCAAUCUGGUUCUUCCAUCCUUUAUGUGCUAAGUUGGGAAUUGCUUUCUCGGUGCCUUUCCCAGCCUGGACCACCAUAGCUAAGCACUUGGCAAUUUUCUUUAUUUUGGAAGAUGCAUGGCAUUACUGGUUGCACAGAGGUUUGCAUUAUGGGGUUUUCUAUAAGUAUAUCCACAAACAGCACCAUCGGUACGCAGCUCCGUUUGGAUUGGCUGCUGAAUAUGCUCAUCCUAUUGAGGUGAUGUUGUUGGGAUUCGGAACUGUUGGUAUUCCCAUUGUGUACUGUUUGAUCACUGGAAACUUGCACCUUUUUACCAUCAACUUGUGGGUUGCCUUGAGAUUAUUCCAGGCCAUUGAUGCUCAUUCAGGUUAUGAGUUUCCUUGGUCCUUGCACCAUUUCUUGCCAUUCUGGGCCGGUGCUGACCAUCACGAUGAGCAUCACCACCACUUUAUUGGUAGUUAUGCCAGUAGUUUUAGAUGGUGGGACUUUUUCUUGAACACUGAAGCUGGCCCAAUUGCCAAGAAGAAGAGAGAAUCCAGAAUGAAGACAAGAGCUGAAAUGCACCAGAAGAAGGUUCAGUAGAUAAUCAUAUAAGAAGCACCGGGUGCCAUAUAAUAUUCAUUAAAAUUGAUAUGUCAAUGGUUUUAUAGAUUCAAAUGUACGAAACAAUUAUGGAGAGAUCCAAGCGCUUGUCGAACCGUAUAUUCAUUAUAUCAUACAUUCAUGUACUUUUCUCAAUUGAUGAAGCAUAUACAUUGUAUUCUCGUCUCAUCUUGACAAUAUCAAUAAAGUCCAACCGGUUGCUGAACUUGGAGUAGUCGUCAAUACCAAACUCAUUCGACUCUUUCAAGCUUUUGUUGAUAUGUAUAAAGUUCAAGUAAGGAGAUGGUGAAUGAACAAUCUCGUUAUCGAGGUUGAGCCUCAGAGGCAUUUGAAUGUUGGUGACGGAAGAAUAGAAGAUCAAGCAGAGACUUAUCACCAACUCAAGAAGCAAGUCCGACCUGUUGUAUGAAAUGGGGAGCUUAUUGUACUCAUAGGCCGAGUAGGCACAGUGCAAGAGUAAUGCUAUUCCCAACAUGUUGAAUGGAAGAAAUGAUAGUUGAUUUGAUUCU